Molecule: messenger RNA, 1071 nt
Organism: Penicillium roqueforti
Lineage: Eukaryota; Fungi; Ascomycota; Eurotiomycetes; Eurotiales; Aspergillaceae
Product: CAZyme family CE10
Exons: 1
Coding region: 1-1071 (356 amino acids)
Molecular function (GO): hydrolase activity
Source: RefSeq, a predicted model, not a curated record
AUGGCAUCCAUAUCACCCUCCCCGUCCCGCUCCGCCCUUAGGAACAAGGCACACCGAUAUCGCAUGCUCGCCCACCUACUCUCCAUACUAGACCGAUACCUUUCGUGGCCACUUCCCCCAGGACCAAGCGUCGGAAUUGCUAUUCCGUCCACAGUCAGCAAAGCCCCGGGAUCAAUCCAACUCUACUUCUUCACCGCACCCUCAAACCCCCUCUAUCCUCGCAAGCAAACCAAGCCAUGCCCACCCCGUCCCGUCCUCAUCAACUUCCACGGCGGAGGCUUCUCCAUCGGCCAUGCUCGUGAUGAUGCCCGCUGGGCCGGUACCGUGGUAAAUGCCUACCCAGAUGCUGUGGUAAUAAGCGUUAAUUACCGUCUAGCCCCGGAGCAACCCUUCCCCGUCGCAUUAGAGGACGGCGUCGGUGCUAUACUAUGGCUAUGGCAAGAAGCAAAGAAGUACAAUCUUGACAAAACGCGCUUCGUGCUCAGCGGAGCCAGCGCAGGCGGGAACCUCGCUCUAGCAAUGCCAUUCAGACUGCACGAUGAACUACAGAAAAAGCGCUGGGCGUCGAUACGCGGGGAGGUAGCGUUGGCUGGUUUGGUAGUAUUCUACGCCGGCACCGACUGGACACGAACGCGGAAAGAGCGUGACGCUACAAAUCCUAUCGCCCCACAAAAAUCCAUGAUUUCUCCUUCUUUAUUCAAGUUCUUCGACGAUUCCUAUCUUCUCGCUGCGGGUUUACCGAUACGGCCGGGGACGGGCCGGGUGGAUAUGUCGCAUCCUUAUCUUUCGCCUGGUCUGGCACCUGCAUCUCUGUUGCAUGCGGCGUAUCCGCCUGCUGUGGCAAUCUAUACUUGUGGGUGGGAUCAAUUGCUUGUUGAAGGAAAUACGUUCCGGGAAAGACUUGGUGGGUUCGUUGAAGACGGGAAGAUGGCGAGUAUAGGCGGGUUUGUGAUUGAGGAUGCUGUUCACGGAUUUGAUAAAAAGCCCUCUUUCUGGAAGGGGAAUCAGGUGCGUGAAAGGAUGUACGGGGAUGCUAUUAAACAACUGAAGGUGAUGUGGAAGAUGGAUUGA